Sabethes cyaneus is the source of this 1214-nucleotide messenger RNA. RefSeq lists its product as uncharacterized. The transcript has 4 exons. The record is from RefSeq and is a predicted model, not a curated record. NCBI's taxonomy places the organism in Eukaryota, Metazoa, Arthropoda, Insecta, Diptera, Culicidae. The coding region runs from base 1 to 444 and encodes 147 amino acids.
AUGAAUUACUUGGAAAAUUUGGUAAUUUACUUCAGUAAUCUAUCGUAUUUUUAUAUCUUUAGUGUAGUAACAUCGGUUGCAAUAGUUCUACUAACAAUUUACAUGGGGGCUGGCUCUUGCCUGAAGAAUGCAGCAGCUGAACGUGAGGAAAAAUGUAGUGAAUCUGCGCAAAAGCGAUCUGUUGCUUUAAGUGACACUGAUGAAGACGGUGACAGUAGUGAUACUAGCGAUAUGAGAAUUGAGUCUGUUCGGCAACUUAAAUCGGCAAAGUUAAGGUCCCUUGAAGACAGCUUAACUGAAGAGCAGAAAGAGGUAGAAAAAGAGAUAGAAAAAGUACAACUAGCUGCCAUAUACAGCUUACUAAAAAAGCAAAACGAAGAAUUUUGCAUAAAUUCUAAUUUGGACGAAGAUGAACUGCAGGAGCAACUUAACUUGUACAGGUGAAAUGGGAAUGCUAAGGUAGUGCUGGAUGUUACAAACAAUUUGUUUGCGGCCUGAUGCUUUUCUAGUUUUUUACUAACGUAACGAUGAACUUCAAGAAUGCAGAACAAUUGCGGCGUUAGUGUUGCGAUUUUAUCGAUCAUCUACUCUAAUAGCCUCUUCCAAUCGAGUUUCGAACAUACGACGACUGGUGUGUUAGACCUCGAGGCCAAACUAGUCAGAACAUUUUUACUCUUUACUUCUUAAUACUAAAUGGUAGCUGACUGGUUAACUUCUAAUUGCAUCGAGUUAUAUCUGGUCCAAUUAUGAAUAUCACCAAGUAAUAAUGAGUAGUUGAAACAAUUAUCAAGUAGAGAUGGAUCUCCUGCUUAUCACAAAAUUGCAUGGAAUUAACCAACAAAAAUAGAACUGACAUCAGUAAUGUUCUAAUGCAAGAUCAAAUACUAUCUGAUAAGUUAUCCAUUCUAGUCCUUUCAUGUGAUAAAUAGAAGUUUGUGAAGGCAAAUAAUAAGAAAGAAGUUUUUUGUUCGCGGCAAUCAAUUAAUGCCAGCUUCUAAAUGACUUGAAAUCUUGAUCAAAGUAAGUAUCUACUGAUUCAUUGAAAGUCAUCCAAAUUGAAAGUAGGACCUAAAUGAUAAACAUAAAAGUGAUGAUUGAUAUCGUUUAGAACACGAGGAUAAAUAUUUUUCUGACUAAUUUAAUAUUUUUUCAAAUCAAGCAAGAUAACUUGAUAUAAUUUAUGUUAUUUAACAUAGUGGCACCCACAAUUUUUA